AUGCCUCGAGGCAAACAACGCUCCAAGCUUGCCCUUAAACAGCCAAAGAAGUUUUCACAUCAAUGCUCGGCACUGACACAUUCAUACGAUGCCUGCAAAAAUCGAGCGGCCAUCUCGCGAGCGCUAGGGGGACUCCCAGUCUGCUGGCUUCAUAGGAAGCUCAGGCUCACGGUAACUUCUUGCCAGGCGGUGCUUGGGAACAAUCGCAAAUGCCUCAAAAAGAUCCCUUGGUCUGAAAAACAGCUUUGUGUCAAACACAAGGAUUUCGUUCUGCCAUGCUACAUACUGCGUCUACCUACCGAACUUCGUCAACAUAUUUUCUUAUAUAUUCUGGACGAAUAUCAGAGCCAAUAUGUUCCAUACUACACUUAUUGCAGUUUUAUAAACAUGAUGUGCCUGAGCCGUCAGAUUUUUGAGGAAGCAACCGAUAUCCUCUACCGAAAUCUCGUAUGCAAUAUCUCCCUGUCCGAACGGCGUGUAUACAUCUUGGGAAGACGAUGUCUUUCAGUUCAACCUGGCUCCUGGCAAAAAUUCAAACAAUUUUGCUUUCAAUUUGAAGUUUGUGAAAACCCCAGAGCAGUCCUUGAAAAUAUUAAGAUUGUUGCAACACAGCUUCGUGAUUCCAGCAUCAUCAAGCUCAAUAUUCGGGUUACAUCAUGGUAUACUUGGUGGGUAUAUCUUCAAACUGCUCAACAGAUGUAUAAAACCCUGCCCAUUUACCUGGAUGCUAUUCGGCAAAUAGGGAGAGUGAGAGAGGCCAGUGUCACGAUAUCCCAUGAUCCGUCUCCUGAGUUGAGGAGAACCGAAUAUGUAGCAAAACCUGGGUCAGAGAGGGCUAAACUCAUAGCAAUGGAAUUGGAGUGGAGAAGGUACUAUGAAGAAUGGGUUAAGGACAUGGAGUGA
Messenger RNA from Histoplasma capsulatum G186AR, 903 nucleotides. RefSeq lists its product as uncharacterized. Lineage: Eukaryota; Fungi; Ascomycota; Eurotiomycetes; Onygenales; Ajellomycetaceae. The record is from RefSeq and is a predicted model, not a curated record. The transcript has a single exon. The coding region runs from base 1 to 903 and encodes 300 amino acids.